CACAAAUUUACGUCACUCUGCCAUUCCAAAACGGCCCGCGAAGAAACCAAAAACAGAAACAACACACCGAAAACGAGACUGAAAAAUGGAGUAAAAGUGCCUCUGCAACAAUUGACCCGAACAACAAAUUAACAUUCAUCAAAGGUUAUAAACCAUUUUCUCUUUUCACCAAAUCCUAUUCUUUUCCCAAAAAAAAAAAAAGAACUUUUUAAACCCUCCUGAAAUCAAAUUCCAGCAUAGGGACAAUUUGGAUCUUCAGUUUCUCACAUUCUUUGAUCAGAUCGCCAUUGUAAUGUAAACAACAAACAUAAUUACGUAAAGGGUCUCUUAAUAACCAAAACUCUUUGAAUAAUUCGAUGUCUUGGGGAUUGGGUUGGAAGCGGUCAUCAGAUGUAUUUCAUCUCACAUUAAGCUAUGGUGAAGACGAGGCAUUAGAUGAGUCCACACCCACGUCAUCAAGAUCGUCAUCAUCGGCAUCGACGUUCUUGGGAUCAUCCCCGUCGGCGGGGGCGGCGGAGGGUCAAGAAGAGAAUAAUAUUAAUAACCAAGAAGAGGAGUUAUUAGGGUUUAGGGUGGAAUUAGAUUGGAAUGUGGGGGAUGAUGAGGAUCAAGUGGCUUUAAAAUUGCAGUCACAGGUUAUGGUGGCAUUGCCUUUACCGCAAGACACUGUGGAAAUUGAAUUCAAGGAGAAAACUGAAAAUGAAAAUGGAAAUGGUGAUGUGGAGGAGGAUAUAACAGGUGAGGUGGCUGUGGAAAUGAGGGUCGUGAAAAGGAGAGAGCCAUUGAAAGGUGUGAUGAUGUGGCGGGUGGGUAGUUCGAGCCAGCAGAGUGAUGGGAUGGGGGUGUUGUCGAGGUUGAUGAGGUCGAAUUUCGCCAAUGGGGUCGGGUUAGGAGGAAAUGGGGAAGGCGUGCCCGUGGGUUGUGCUGAUCAUUGGAAGAGUGUUACUGUUGUUAGUCUAUGUGGUCUUGGACUAAUGGUGCUGCCAAUAGAGAUAACCCAGCUGCCUCUUCUCGAAAGGCUAUAUCUUGAUAACAAUAAGCUAUCAAAUUUGCCACCUGAGCUUGGUGAACUGAAAUGUUUGAAAGUUCUUGCCGUGGACUACAACAUGUUAGUCUCUGUCCCUGUUGAACUAAGAGAGUGCACUGGGCUAGUUGAAUUAUCGCUAGAACAUAACAAGCUGGUCCGACCUCUUCUCGAUUUCAGGGCAAUGACAAAGUUACGUGUUUUGAGGCUUUUUGGUAAUCCUCUUGAAUUUCUUCCUGAUAUUUUGCCACUCCAGAAGGUUCGCCACUUAUCUCUUGCAAACAUAAGGGUUGUGGCAGAUGAUCAGUUACGAUCAGUGAAUGUGCAGAUGGAGACGGAGAAUAAUUCUUACUUUAUUGCAUCUCGGCAUAAAUUGAGUGCCUUCUUCUCUCUUAUAUUCCGUUUCUCUUCCUGUCAUCAUCCCCUGCUAGCUUCCGCCCUGGCAAAAAUAAUGCAAGAUGAGGGGAAUCGUGUAGUUGUUGGGAAAGAUGAGAACGCUGUAAGGCAACUCAUAAGUAUGAUCAGUAGCGACAAUCAGCAUGUGGUAGAACAAGCUUGCUCCGCACUUUCUUCUCUUGCCACAGAUGUGCCUGUGGCGAUGCAGUUAAUGAAAUCAGAUAUUAUGCAACCCAUAGAAAGAGUACUAAAAUCUGCUGGUCCUGAGGAAGUCAUCUCUGUGUUGCAAGUUUUGGGCAAAUUGGCGUUUGCAUCAGAUAUUGUAUCUCAAAAGCUGCUGACAAAGGACAUAUUGAGAUCAUUGAAACUUUUGUGUGCUCACAGAAAUCCAGAGGUGCAAAGACUAGCUUUACUUGCAGUUGGUAACUUAGCAUUCUGCUUGGAAAAUCGUCGCAUUCUAGUUACUUCAGAAAGUUUAAGGGAACUGCUAUUGCGGUUGACAGUUGCAUCAGAGCCACAAGUCAGUAAGGCUGCGGCUCGCGCUUUGGCAAUUCUAGGGGAGAAUGAGAUUCUACGGCGUGCUAUAAGAGGGAGACAGGUCCCAAAGCAAGGGUUGCGCAUACUUUCAAUGGAUGGUGGUGGCAUGAAAGGGCUGGCAACUGUGAGAAUCCUUAAGGAGAUUGAGAAAGGUACUGGGAAGCACAUACAUGAACUAUUUGACCUCAUUUGUGGCACGUCAACUGGUGGUAUGCUUGCUGUUGCUCUUGGGAUCAAACUGAUGUCUUUGGAAAAAUGUGAAGAAAUAUACAAAAAACUUGGCAAACUUGUGUUUGCCGAACCUGUUCCCAAGGACAAUGAAGCAGCAACAUGGAGAGAAAAGUUGGAUCAACUCUACAAGAGCUCAUCUCAGAGUUUCAGGGUUGUUGUACAUGGAUCUAAACACAGUGCAGAUCAGUUUGAGAGAUUGUUAAAGGAGAUGUGUGCUGACGAGGAUGGGGAUCUUCUGAUAGAGUCAGCAGUUAAAAGGAUUCCUAAAGUUUUUGUGGUUUCGACUCUGGUCAGUGCGACACCAGCUCAACCCUUUAUUUUCCGCAACUAUCAGUACCCUCCCGGGACACCAGAAAUCCCCCUUGCGGUCACUGAGAAUUUGGCUACUGCUGGCCAAGGAGCAGUAAGCGAUCCAAUUCAAGUUGAACAUAAGCGAAAUGCUUUCAUGGGAAGCUGUAAGCAUAGGAUAUGGCAAGCCAUAAGAGCAUCAUCUGCUGCACCUUAUUAUCUUGAUGAUUACUCUGAUGAUGUAUACCGCUGGCAAGAUGGUGCAAUUGUUGCCAACAAUCCUACCAUUUUUGCCAUACGAGAAGCACAACUAUUAUGGCCAGAUGCACGGAUUGAUUGCUUAGUCUCAAUUGGUUGUGGUUCUGUUCCCAUGAAGGUCCGCAAAGGUGGCUGGCGUUACCUUGAUACUGGCCAAGUGUUGAUAGAGAGUGCAUGCUCAGUUGACCGGGUGGAGGAAGCUUUAAGUACAUUGCUUCAACUGCUUCCUGAUGUGCACUAUUUUCGGUUCAAUCCAGUUGAUGACCGAUGUGGUAUGGAGCUAGAUGAGACGGACCCUGCUGUCUGGUUAAAGUUAGAGGCCGCAACAGAUGAGUACAUUCAAAACACCUCUGUUGCUUUUAAGAAUAUUUGUCAAAGAUUGUUAGAGAGGCCACAUGAUGAGAAAUUUUCAGAUAAUUUCAAGUCCCAUCAGUUUCUCAAAUCGAAGAAUUCUAAAACUGAUGAGAGCAGUCCUUCUUUAGGUUGGAGGCGGAGCGUGCUACUUGUCGAGGCCUCAAAUAGUGCAGAUGCUGGAAGAGUCUUUCAUCAUGCUCGCUCACUUGAGUCAUUUUGUGCUCAUAAUGGAAUAAAACUCAGUCUUUUCAGUGGCAUAUCAGGCACUCAGAAAGCAACUCCAGGAUCAACUUUUCCGACACCUUUUGCUUCACCAUUGUUCACUGGGAGCUUCCCUUCAAGCCCUCUCUUAUACAGUCCUGAUAUUGGGGCUCAUAGGGUUGGUAGAAUUGAUUUAGUUCCACCACUAAGCUUGGAUGGAUUACAAUCUGCGAAAACAACUGCCUCGCCGCCUGAGUCUCCUCGAAAGCGUCGACAGCUUUCAUUGCCUGUGCAUUCUUUGUAUGAGAUGCUAAAGAAUUCACCUCAGGUUGGAGUUGUGCACUUGGCUCUACAAAAUGAUACAUCUGGCUCUGUACUGAGUUGGCAGAAUGAUGUAUUCGUGGUUGCCGAACCUGGAGAACUAGCCGAUAAGUUUCUGCAGAGUGUCAAGUUUAGCUUGCUGUCAAUGAUGCGGGGCCGCCGGAGAAAGUAUGCAUCAGCUAUCACGGAUAUCUCAACCGUUGCUGAUCUUGUUAAAUGUAGGCCAUGCUUCCAAAUAGGUGGUGUAGUCCACCGGUAUAUUGGGCGUCAGACGCAGGUCAUGGAAGAUGACCAAGAAAUUGGUGCCUAUAUGUUUCGUAGGACCGUUCCUUCAAUGCAUUUAACCUCAGAAGAUAUUCGGUGGAUGAUUGGAGCAUGGAGGGAGAGAAUUAUAAUCUUCACUGGUUUCUAUGGCCCUAGCCAACCUCUAAUCAAGGCUUUUCUAGAUUCAGGAGCUAAAGCUGUUAUAUGUCCUUCCACUGAGCCUGAUGAAGCGCAGUUGUCUACAUUUCACGGGUCAGGUGAUUUUAAUUCUUUUGAUAAUGGGAAGUUUGAAAUUGGCGAAGAAGAAGGAGAGGAUGAUGAUACUGAACCUUCUAGUCCAGCAAGUGACUGGGAAGAUAGUGAACCAGAGAAAAGUGAAGGACGCUCUCAAUUCAUUUGGGAUGAUGAUGAGGGGGAGUUGUCCCAGUUCAUAUGUCAGUUCUAUGAGUCUCUUUUUCAGGGUGGUUCAAAGAUAGAUGAUGCAUUACAACAUGCUCGUGCCUCACAUCGAAGCCUAAGAUAUUCAUGCCAUCUUCCCAGCGUACCAUAGUUCAUUGGUCCUCUCUGGCUUGGAUAGUCCCAAGGGAGGCGCGAGUCAGCUAAUGCUUUUGCUGACUGCAUGUUGUUGCUUGAGUAGCGGGCAUUUGCAUGGUCUCCUCAUUAUUCCAUACUUUGUAGAGAAGAAUUAUACUUGUACAAGCAAAUUAAAGGAAAAGGAUAGAAAGAAGCAAGCGUGGCGAGAGAAAAAAUCAGUAGAAAUGAGUAAUAAUUAUUUAAAGAAGCGAGAGAAAAAUCCAAUUUUGAGGCUCUGAACUAAUUGUUAUGUUCUUAGUCAUUGAUGGAUAUCUUUGUUUU
This is a messenger RNA of Nicotiana attenuata, 4729 nucleotides long. Its product is annotated as phospholipase A I. The transcript is spliced from 18 exons. Lineage: Eukaryota; Viridiplantae; Streptophyta; Magnoliopsida; Solanales; Solanaceae. The coding region runs from base 357 to 4424 and encodes 1355 amino acids. The record is from RefSeq and is a predicted model, not a curated record. Gene Ontology annotation, cellular component: membrane. Gene Ontology annotation, biological process: fatty acid metabolic process. Gene Ontology annotation, molecular function: protein binding; glycerophospholipase activity.